This is a messenger RNA of Periconia digitata, 1434 nucleotides long. The record is from the annotation of a GenBank genome assembly. NCBI's taxonomy places the organism in Eukaryota, Fungi, Ascomycota, Dothideomycetes, Pleosporales, Periconiaceae.
AUAAUGAAAUCAUGGUCGUUGGCGCUGGUCGCUCAGUUGUUGGUGACGUCGUCGUCGGUAACGGCAUGGGAGCUGGUGCAAAGAGAGCAACCCAAGGUCGUCGCACUCGACAUCCAGCGCCGCUACGUGCCUAACCCCGUCGAGCGAGAUCGUCUGCGCAAAAGACAGCAGUCAAAAACCCUCCAACAGACGCUCGAUAACCUGGAAACUCUCUAUUUCGCAAACGCAAGCUUGGGCACGCCGCCGCAAAACCUCCGCCUCCACAUCGACACGGGCAGCAGUGACCUUUGGGCUAAUGCAGGAAACUCGCGACAAUGCUCUUCCCGUGGCAGCCCGUGUGCUGAAUCCGGAACGUAUACCGCAAACGAUUCGUCUACCUACUCGUAUGUCAACAGCGUCUUCAACAUAAGCUACGUCGACGGCUCGGGUGCAUCGGGCGAUUAUGCUACAGACACAUUCCGCUUCGGAGGUCGCGAUAUUGAAGAUUUGCAGUUUGGAAUCGGUUACGAAUCCACCUCCCCCGAGGGCAUUCUCGGCAUCGGGUACACCAUCAACGAGGUACAGGUCAAUCGCGCCGGUCUCCAGCCUUAUCCCAAUCUGCCGCAAAAGCUGGUCGACGACGGUACCAUCAGUACAAAUGCCUAUUCCUUGUGGUUGAACGAUUUGGAUGCGUCAACAGGAAGCAUUCUCUUCGGUGGGAUAGAUACCAACAAGUUCCAAGGCACACUGCAAUUGCUCCCCGUUAUUCAAGAGCAGGGUGUACAUGCCGAGUUUAUCAUCGCCCUAACUGGCAUGGGCCAAAACGGACAAGCAAACUCCAUCUUCACCAAUGAGAGCAUCGCUGUUCUGCUUGACUCCGGAUCGUCGCUUAUGUAUCUUCCCGAUAACGUGGCUCAAGCUCUGUACCAAGCCUAUGGAGCUCAGUACGAUUCUUCCCAGGGUGCUGCUUUUGUCGACUGCGAUCUAGCCAACCGGCAAGGCUCACUCGAAUUCACCUUUUCUGGGGUAACAAUUUCCGUCGAAUUGGGUGAACUUGUCGUGACUGCCGGAUUUCAGCGUGGGCGACCCGUCUGCAUUCUAGGCGUUAGUCCCGCCGGCGACAGCGUUUCUGUACUGGGCGAUACCUUUUUACGAUCUGCCUACGUCGUGUACGAUCUCCAGAACAACCAAAUUGGGCUCGCGCAGACCAACUUCAACGCCACUGGAUCCGAUGUCAAGGAAAUCACAACCGGAUCGAGCGGUGUACCUAGUGCAACGGUCGUGCCGAAUGCCGUCUCUACUGCAAACGUGGGUCGGGGUGGAGGACGCAUAUUUGGACCUUCUGUGAGCGCGUCCAGUGCUGGCGCCAUGCCGGCCAUCACUGCGAGCCCUUGGCACGCUGCGGGUGUGGCAGUUGCAGGCGCAGGAGUCAUGUUAGGUUUCAACGGCUUCUAG